Messenger RNA from Aspergillus welwitschiae, 876 nucleotides. RefSeq lists its product as uncharacterized. Bases 1 to 876 code for a protein of 291 amino acids. The record is from RefSeq and is a predicted model, not a curated record. NCBI's taxonomy places the organism in Eukaryota, Fungi, Ascomycota, Eurotiomycetes, Eurotiales, Aspergillaceae. Gene Ontology annotation, molecular function: oxidoreductase activity. The transcript has 2 exons.
AUGACUGCAACUGAAUCCAAUCUUCAAUCCUCGGUCGGAGUUGGGCGCGAUAUCGCGACAACACUGAACUACAUAAUCCCGCCUGGCCGUGACGGGUUGAAAGCAAUCGAUGCCGGUAUACCCGAUGCCGAACGGCGCAAUGCUAAACGCGAGGGUAUCACGGAUGUGAGAGACGUUGUGAUCAAAGAUAUCCGCGGUAGAGAACACGAAUUCACCUUGGAUGUCCAAGGCUUCCAAUAUGUCAAACAUGAGAUUACUGGGGUCACGAAUUGGCAUGACCCAGCUCAAAUAAAGCAAAUCAUUCAGCCCGCUACGGAAGAGCUAGUUAAGCGACUAACUGGCGCAUCCGAAGUCGUUGUGUACCUCACUCGAACCAGAUUCGAGGGUAAUAAAAACGGAGACCAAAUGAGUACCAUGAAUUCUCCAUCGCAUGGUGUUCACUCAGACAUGACGCAGGCAUCUUGUAGAACUGUAUUGAAGGAUGUCUUGAGUGAAGCUGAGAUCGAGCGACUCCUGAGCUAUCCCUAUGUCGUCGUCAAUGCCUGGAGGCCAAUCAAUACAGUUCGGAGAGAUCCUCUUGCAUUGUGUGAUUGGCGAUCCGUUGACCCUGCGUCAGACAUUGUCCCAGAUCGCAGAAUUGUUUCCGGCGAUGUAGUCGAAUUUGGGUUGCCCGUCUACAACGAAAAGCAUGAUUGGUAUUAUCUGAGCGAACAGCAGCCGGAUGAGCCGCUCAUCUUCAAGCAGCUGGGCAGUGAUGUUGCAUCUAGCGUGACACUGCUUCACUCUGCGUUCGUCGAUCCAGAGCAUAUCAACGGACCCCCACGGGAGAGUAUCGAGAUGAAAUGCUUUGCGUUUUUCACUGAGCGGACUUCUUAA